This is a messenger RNA of Alligator mississippiensis (American alligator), 9134 nucleotides long. It is a transcript of the gene PARD3B, whose product is annotated as par-3 family cell polarity regulator beta. The transcript has 25 exons. Gene Ontology annotation, molecular function: protein binding; phosphatidylinositol binding. Bases 267 to 4070 code for a protein of 1267 amino acids. Gene Ontology annotation, biological process: establishment or maintenance of epithelial cell apical/basal polarity; intracellular protein localization; establishment of centrosome localization. NCBI's taxonomy places the organism in Eukaryota, Metazoa, Chordata, Crocodylia, Alligatoridae. The record is from RefSeq and is a predicted model, not a curated record. Gene Ontology annotation, cellular component: adherens junction; apical junction complex; apical plasma membrane.
GCCCUGGUGGCGGAGCGCGUCUCGGGGCACCAAGUUUUUGCCUCCCGCCCUUGCGGCUCGGCCGGAGUGGAGGCCGCGCUCCCGCCCCCCGAGGAGGCGCCGCGGAACCACCUUGAGCCCGGCCUGCGCUCGCCCCGCUCCCUCCCACCGCCUUCCUGCCCCGCAGCUGGGGGAGGGUCCCGGGCCGGGUCGGGCCGGGGGCGCUCCCGGCUCCGCCGCCACUGGCCGGGCUGUGCUCUUGGCCCUGCCUGGCGCCACUUGUUGAGAUGAAAGUGACCGUCUGCUUUGGCAAGACGGGGAUCGUGGUUCCCUGCAAGGAUGGGCAGCUCCGUGUCUGCGACCUGACCCAGCAGGCGCUCCAGCGGUACCUCAAAACCAAAGAGAAGGACCCUGCUUACUGGGUGAAUAUUCACCACCUGGAGUAUACAGAUGGAGGGAUCCUGGACCCUGAUGAUGUGCUGGCAGAUGUUGUGGAAGACAAAGAUAAGGAGCCCACCAAUUGUACCUGGCUAAGCCCAAGGCCCUGGCCUUUACACUGGCCAGCGCACACAAUUUCCAGGCAGGGCUGCUGCUGCCACUGCUGCAGCCGCCAGAAGACCUGCUUGGCUUCCCUGGCCUCCAAGAGCUCCUCCUUGUGUCCCUGCUGCAGCACUUGCUCUCAGCAGCAGCUCAUUGCUGUGUAUGAUGAACAAGAAUCUCACCACAAGAUUGAUGGCACCAAUGGCAGUUUGACAGAUGGACACAGCCCAGAUCCUUUUGAGAUGGAGGUAGCCGCCCAGCUGGCUGCUUUUCAACCAAUUGGUGGUGAGAUUGAAGUUACACCGUCUGCAUUGAAAUUGGGCACACCACUGCUAGUGAGGAGGAGCAGUGAUUCUGCAUUUGGCCCACUUACUGAUUUCCAUCCAAGUGCUUCACAUCACAGUGACCAUAGUCUGAAGCCUGUUGUGCCAGGUGCACCACAGAUAUCUUUUGAAGAUGAGGAGUUGAAUCUCAUUGGACACACUGAAUUACUGACAUCUCAGAAGACCAAAUUCACUUUCAGUGAUAUGACAAGAAGAGUGGAGAUUUCUGGAGAAGGUGGCCCUUUGGGAAUACAUGUAGUGCCCUUUUUUUCAUCUCUGAGUGGAAGGAUGUUAGGACUCUUUAUUCGUGGUAUUGAGGAGAACAGCAGGUCCAGGCGUGAUGGACUUUUCCAUGAAAAUGAAUGUAUUGUGAAAAUUAACCACGUGGACCUUGUUGAUAGAACUUUUGCCCAGGCUCAGGAUAUCUUUCGCCAGGCAAUGAAAUCUCAGAGUGUCAUCUUAGAAGUGGUUCCUCCAUAUAACCGUGAGGCAUAUGAAAAGUCUGUCAUUGCUCCUUUUUGUUUGCUUGAUACUGAGGAAGGAGUUCCAAAAACAAAAGUUCCACCACCUGUUCAUCCAAAACCAGCUAUAAAAACAGUUGAUCUUUCUGGUAUGAACAGCCUGGACACAUGUGUACAGGCAACAACACUACAACAAACCAAAAGUCCUAACUUGCCAAGGUUGGGAAGGAAACCAUCCUCACCAUCACUGUCUCCUCUGCUGGGAUUUGGCAACAAAAAACAUGCAAAGAGAAUAAAGAUAGACCUCAAGAAAGGUCCUGAAGGACUUGGCUUCACUGUGGUUACCAGGGACUCUUCAGUACAUGGCCCUGGUCCCAUUUUUGUGAAGAAUAUAUUGCCAAAAGGGGCAGCAGUAAAAGAUGGCCGUCUACAGUCAGGAGAUAGGCUACUGGAGGUGAAUGGCAGAGACAUCACUGGCAGGACCCAAGAAGAGCUAGUUGCUAUGCUGAGGAGUACUAAGCAAGGGGAGACUGUUUCUCUGAUUGUAGCUCGCCAGGAGGAAGCCUUUCUGCCUCGAGAGCUGAAAGGAGAGCCCAAUUGUAGUGUUCUUUCACCGGAAACCACAGAACAGCUGACAUUUGAGAUCCCUCUGAAUGACUCUGGUUCUGCAGGACUUGGUGUGAGUUUAAAAGGCAACAAAUCUCGAGAGACUGGGGCUGACCUUGGGAUUUUCAUCAAAUCAGUAAUCCAUGGAGGAGCUGCUUUUAAGGAUGGCCGCCUGCGGAUAAAUGACCAGCUGAUUGCAGUGAAUGGGGAAUCUCUUCUGGGGAAAUCAAACCAUGAAGCUAUGGAGACAUUAAGGCGUUCCAUGUCUAUGGAAGGGAACAUUCGUGGGAUGAUCCAGUUGGUAGUCCUCAGGAGACUGGAGAGACAGAUGGAGGAGCGUUCAGACCAUGGAGUUUUUCAAAAACCAGCUUUUGAGGGCAGUCAUAAUUUUACAGCUAUCUCCAGGCGCAAUGAUACUGUCCAGCAGCAAUUUGUAACUUGCAGUCCCCAGGAAAGACUAAAAGUUUCAGAUCUCCCUAUGUCUGAUCACGGCAAUGCUGAGAAUGAAGUUCCACCUCCUCUGCCACCACACCCUACUGAGGAACUACUUACUGAAGAUUAUAACCAUAGCUCUGUAGUGGAUUCAGCAGCAUAUUUAACAGAUCAGCACAUCAACUUCAGAUCUCUGACACCAGCUAAGCAGCCUGAAUCAAUUAAUCUGAAAACCUCAAAAAGCAUGGAUCUUGUGGCAGAUGAAAGCAAAGUUAGUUCACUGGGUGGACAGAAAUUAGAAUCUCCUGGCAAAGAUUUUGGUCCAACUCUGGGUUUAAAAAAAUCCAGCUCACUGGAAAGCUUGCAGACUGCUGUGGCUGAAGUCAAGAAGAAUGAGCUUCCUUUCCACAGACCCAGGCCUCACAUGGUCCGUGGUCGAGGUUGUAACGAGAGUUUCAGAGCUGCCAUUGACAAAUCUUAUGAUGGACCUGAAGAUGUAGAAGAGGAUGGUUUAUCUGAUAAGAGCUCUCACUCUGGCCAGGAAGCCCAGAACUUUGAAUCAGCCCCUCAAGGGAAUAAUGACCUAGAAGAUGUAGAAGGCAAGGCAAAGAAAGACAAAAAAAAUAAAGAGAAAGAAAAGAAAAAGGAAAAGAGCAAAGGUAAAGUCAAAGAGAAGAAAAGGAAAGAAGAAAAUGAAGAUCCAGAGAAGAAAACUAAGAAGAAGGGUUUUAGUGCCAUGUUAAGAUUUGGGAAGAAGAAAGAGGAUAAAGGGGGGAAAACUGACCAGAAAGGCAAUCCAAAACACAACAUUCUUAGAGAAGAGGAACUGGAAAAGAUGAAAGAAGAGUGUGAGAGGAUUGGUGCAAAGCAUCAGGAGUUACAGCAAAAACAGGCCAGAGGGCUAGCUGAUUACUCCACCAGCCCUGGAGGACCUGAUAUCGAUGAUGAUGAGAUGGACCCAAAUUAUGCCAGAGUAAAUCAUUUCAGGGAGGUUUACCCUGUAGCAAAUGUCUAUAGACCAUCAUCCCCACUGGCAACAGAAACCUUUGGAUACCCAUGUGAUGGCCCACAAGUUCCAGUAGAGAGAGAGUACUUGGAAGGACUCUAUGCAAAGAUAAACAAGCAUCAUCAUCCACAGGCUACUGGUGACAGUGGCUGUCCAGUCAGCGGGAAUGCAGACCGUAUCCAGAAACUACGGAAGGAGUACCAUCAAGCCAGGCGAGAAGGUUUACCAUUCUAUGAGGAUGACGAUGGAAGGACACGGUCAUCUGAUUAUGAUCAACACUGGGUGUCUGGAAAAGGUCCAGAUGGGAGUUCACACAAUCCCCAUUUCGAAGGGAUGGAAAGGCAAUAUGCAUCCUUACCCAGGAGUGGACCCGCAGAAUCAAUGGAGUAUUUAACAGGGCCACGAGUGAUAUACAAGGAGCGAGAUCUUCCUUACUACCAAGGAGGGCAGCCCACUGUCCUCCUCUCUAAAGGAAACUACUCUCGUGCACAAGACAUGAGGGUAGCAGAAUUGCGGUACCCCCAGUACUACCAACCCCAACCACUAACCACACAGCACAAAGGACCCCUCCGCCAAGAUGUCCCACCUUCACCUCCUCAGUCGCACCGAGCACCAGCAUAUAAUGAAAUGGGCAGAGCAAGACACCGUGGGACCAGCCCAGAUCAAUACCAAUACAGACCUCAAGACCCCAGGCAGAAGAAUCCCAUGACUGCAGCUGUAUAGCCUCCAGCUGGAUUUCAUCAGUGGGGGCUGGGAAGGAGGGUGCCUGACAUCACCUUUUCCACAGUUGAUCGCAGCAAGUUUAAUUGUUGGUAAGGGUGACAUCUUCCCUGGAGUCAUUCUUACUGAGGCAAGCUCCUCAGAGUUUUCUUUUCAUGGGGAAGCAUGACUGUGUCAAGGCUAACAUGAGGUACUGCAUCUUUUAAGUCUGAAGUACCAGACAUUCAAAUGUGUUCAAUACCAGUUAAAAAUAAAAAGUGACAGCUGAAAAUUAAGUGUACCAUUUAGCGCAGCUCAGGGCUCUACCACAUCCAGUUACAUGCACGCACAGCAUUCCCUCUGGAUAAGGCUGGUAGUGUCACAAGAGUCCAAUCUGGAGUGACCCCACAGGCAUAUUAUAUUACGGUAGCCUUCUAGCGACAGUACACAUAUAUGCUGCACAAUGCUUCCUUCCUCAGAGGAUCGUCUCUGGAGCUGGGAAUCUUGUGUAGUCUGAUGCUGCGUGCAUCAGUGAGUUUACAGAUGUCUUGUACCGUGUUAGGAGCCACAUUCCAGGCACAUCCAAACAAGCAGUUUUAUAUUUUGAGAAUGCCACAGAUGCAGAUUUUUAAUCUUGCCUUUGUCUUCCUCUUUCUACUCAUUUGUUGAAGCAUUCGUCUUAUAGCCUUCCUGUUUGACAGUUACAUAUCAAGAUCCUCCUUUUUUCUUAUUGCAAGCAGCACAAUUGGACUAAAACUAACUUUAUCAACUUCACUUGCGCACUGUAGAGGGUUUGGACAGAAAUAUCCCAAAAGACAAUGAUAAAGGACUCGGGAACGAAGUGAAUAACAUGUGAGACUGUGUGCAUGUGUGUUUGUUAGUCACAUAGGCUGCUUACAGAUGUGGGAAAACAAAUAGUGCUUUACUUUCAGCUCGGUACACGCUUCAGCAGGGCUUUUUGGUGAUUUAAUCUAAUAGCUGAAUAGCUGAAUCAGCUUUAGACAAAAGCACUAAAAAGCCACCAAAGUACCCAAUCUAUACAGCUGCUGGGGAGCCAGGUUGAACUAAUGCAAUGCCUCUUCUGGUACAGCACUGUGGUUUUUGGGGGGUUGUUUUUUUUUUGGGUGGGGGGAGGGAUUCACAUCUGUCAGCACCCAUAGUGCAUAGCUCUUAAAUGUAAAGUUGAGGGGCCAGAUUCUCAGCAGCUGUCAGUGAAUUGAAAUUCCUUGACUCCUUGGGAGCUAAACCAAUUUGCACCUGCUGAAGAUCUAGCCUUCAGUGUAACAUACCUGAAUUCAGAUGCGAGUUGCUACUCCAUCAGGUUCUUUGAUGGAUGAGGGUGGGCAGAGACAGGUUCUUGCCCUACUCUGGCUAGCUUUGUAUCAAGGUAACUUCUGCAAUAUCAGUUAAGGUACUGUGAGCCUGCUGUGUAAGCCUAUAUUCUAGUCUGUCGCCAUUGUUUUGCAGAGCCUCUGUCAUGUGAACUGUCACCUGUUAAUGCAGGGCCCGCUGUCUGUCAUUGAAAGGAAGCUCAGCAACCAGCAGUGCCUGUUCAGUGCUAAGUGCCAAACAACACAGUUCCCCUCAGCAGGGAUCUACAGGGCAACGGGAGGUGCUUUUAGCCUUCCUGUUUGGCAAUUAUGUAUCAAGAUCCUCCUUUUAAAAAAGCAAUGAUGAAGAGAAUGAGAACCCCAGAGCUUGCUCAAAAACAGGUGGUGGCCAAGAGAAACAGAAUGAAGGGAGAGUCGUUUUAAACAAUGACAUCGCUUCAAGACAGCAAGGCAAGAAGAGGAGAGAAGCUGAGGGAGGAAGCAGGGAAGACAAGGGGAAGGUGCACUGGGUGUGAGCAGAGAGAGUGUACAAGAGAGAGCCUGUCCCCUUCCACCAUCUUGGCACCAGUGUUGGCUCAGUGCUGCUUGGCAGCGUGCAGGGCCAGGAGAUCAGAGAUGCUCUGAGGCAGCUUGAGAUGUGCAGCCCAGCUGUGGCGACUGCUCUGCUCCAUGGUCGUUUGCUAUCUUGUCUAAAAGUACUUCAGAGACUUGGAAGCUGAUCUCCAUGAUUUAUCAUGCCAAGAACGUCAUGCGUAACCACAGGCCCCAAUAACCUAGCAGCACAUCCCACAUUAGCUCUGAGCCUCCUCAGUGCCUUAAACUGCCUUUAGAAGCAUUGUAAGGUAGUUAAGGCCCCUCUUUUUUUAGGGAGAAACCUUGGACCUGGCCAGAGAUUUAAUUACAAGAGCUCUUUGUUGCCUUUUGGCACCCUCUGGUCUGCUGCAAACUGUAUUACGCAGGUCACCUCCCAAUUAUAUAGCACAUGAAAAUUUCAUCCUCCUGAUGGGAGCCCUUUUUAGUAGAUAUCCCUGGGAAAGUGAUUCAUUAGAGGAGAUCUGCAGAGACCAGUGCAUGGCGAAUAGCCUAAUAGCACUAAAAGGGAUCAGAGUUUAAUCCUAACUAAUGUAUUAGUCCCUCACUACAGACUGGUGAGAGAUUGACAACACCCUAGAAGUCUGGGAGUGUUUCCAUCUGGAUCCCAAUAACCAACUGAGAUGGGUUUGUUUAACAGUGUUUGAUCUGAGCCAUACUGCCUAUUGAUCGGGAUGUCAGGCCUUGGGGCUUUGGUUCAUACACAUCUCUGUCUGCCAGACAGAGUAGGGAGACAGCACAAGGGAGACAGCCUCUAGUAUUAUCUAGUAUUACAGGGGGAAAUACUUCCAUAGUCCACAUCUAAUGUGGGAUUCCUCUUUUUUUUUUCUUGGAUGGGGGAAGGAUAGAGGGACAGUACUGCUUCCUGUCAGAUUUGAGAAACUAAAAGGGAGAAAAUGCAACUGAUUAUGAAGCUAAUAUGUUAAAACAUCCAUUCCUACCCUUCUUCCUGUUGCUUGUGCCCUGUGUCUUAGCAGCAUGCCUAGAAAAGGUCCUUCUUCAGUAAGAGAGGAGGGAAGAACUACUGGGAGGAAAUAUGGGUUUGCAUAUCAGGCUGGACACCUCAGGGUGGUUGAGAUGUGGCCCAUCCACUAAUACAAGGCAUUUUCUGUCCACAAGUAAACACGCUGUGUUGUACAUGGGCACAUGCUGUGUACAGCAUUGGUCUUCUCCAAAAGAGCUGUAUAAACUCUGGUAUUCUCAAUCAAUAAAGAUUUGGCAGCCACAGGGUGGCUACUAGUGACAUGAAGGACCGCUUAAAGUGAACGAAAAACAAAUUUAAAUGCUUUCCUUUCCCUUUUUUGAAAUAUAACCCCAGAUGCAUUUGAUCCAGCUGUAAAGAAACUAAUAUGUUUGUGACAGUGGCUUUAUCAAGCCAGGCCACAAUUAAGAACAGCUCUGAAUAUAAGCUACUGCUUUAUAAAUCACUACCUACUAACCCUUCAAAUACCACCGCAGCACAGCUUAUAGACCUCAUUUACAGUAUUUCAGAAGCCAGGGCCAAAUAAAAUCUGGAUGGAAACAGCUUCUGGGUUGUUUAUGGCCUUUGAAGGGCUUGCUCAAUUGUCUCUGUGUAACCUGAAACCCUUCUAACAGCUCCCCUUGACUGCAGUGGCACCACUUGGUUAAAGCAGACAGAUCAAACAGGACACCUUCCCAGUAGUUAAUCUUACCCAAAAGGCUAUUAAAUGAUGCUUCUGCCUCAUGGAGACUUUCUUCCUUUUUCUAAGAAAAGGAGAUAGGACUGUAAUAUAUGGACACAUCGCAUGCCACUGGGAGCGAUGAAGGAAGAACGUUCUGACCUGGCUGGGGACAGGAGCAAAAGGUAUUAAAGCACAUCUCAUUAAUCUGCAGUGCCAUCGUUCUGGAGGGAAACUGCAGUGCACUGGUUUCACAUCUUGCAGAGGUACGAUAUCUCCAAAGUAUAGCAUAUAGCUAAAGCAUAUAUAGUCUGCUUCUCUGCAAUGUAAAAUGUAUGAUUUUAGCACCAUAUUGUGGAAAAAUAUGUACCGUGUAGAUUUCACAAGGUGCUACAACUGAUGGUUGAAAAUACACACUUGCAAAAUCCAAAAGAGCCGUUAAGUAACAAGUUGCUCUUUUCCCCAUAUGUCCAUAUGUUUGGAAAAACUACAAGUCUGAAAUGCUCUUGACAUGUAAUUGCCUCACGCUCCUUUGUCUGAAAUGUGCCAAUCCAGCAAAAACAUUCCUGACGUGAGCUGGGCUUGCAGGGAUAGUUUGGGUUUGCUGCAGGCACAGAAUGCCAUACAUUUGCACAACAGUGUAACUCGAAAGUAAACAGGAAAAAGCCACUCACAUACAAGGUGGGAUGCUUUGAUUUCCCAACUAUGCUGAUGGAGGACAGUCUGGGUUUCUGCUCCUGGUGAAGGAGCAACCGGACUGUGUAGCUGAAAGAUUUAGAGAGACAAAUAGAAGCUGAUGAUUUUCUGAAUGACCGAGCACUAGUGAUCCACUGAUACUGGCCUGCAAGGAAAUAUUACCACUAUGAUGUAUUAUUGUGAGGGUUCUCCAUGGGCAUUGCAAAGAUGCCUUUCUGAAAAAGGGAAGGGACCAAGAAUAAAAACCACCCUUCUUCAGCCCUAACCUCAAAUUCACUCUACUUUCCUGAAUCAGAACAAGCAUCACAAUGCUGCCUAAUUUCUAUAGAGUGAAAGUGCUACCUCUGCAUCUUCUUCACAGAUUUGGUUUUUCACAGAGUCAUCAUUCGGAGGGAAUUCCAGCUGAUUAUUAUUCUUUGGCCUCAUCUUGAGGCUUCCCCUGCAGUUCAGGGUGCUUAUUUACCUCCCAAGAUAAGGCCCCCAGCUUGCACCCAUGAUUGCAGAUGUUUGCAAGAAAAUUCUGACUUUAUGUGCAGGGUCUGUAAGUUUACUAUCAUCAGAUAAAACAGAAUGGUCUGUUUGUAAGUCACUUUUCUAUUAUAUCAUGGCGGGGAGGGGGGGAGUUUAUGAUAUCUGACUAUACUCAUGUGUAUUGAAUAAUAAAAAUAAUUGCAAAAUCAUGCUUGUUUGUCUUGGGGGAGAAAUUCAACACACAAUGAGAUUUUUUUGGUACCACAUAAAGAUUUUGAAUUUUGUUGUUGUUGUUAUAUAUGGCUAUAUAAAUUUUACCUGUUUUAUUUUGCAUUAAAAUAAAAGCUUUACGACUAUAA